Molecule: messenger RNA, 3164 nt
Organism: Xenopus laevis (African clawed frog)
Lineage: Eukaryota; Metazoa; Chordata; Amphibia; Anura; Pipidae
Gene: cyp8b1.S
Product: cytochrome P450 family 8 subfamily B member 1, gene 1 S homeolog
Exons: 2
Coding region: 144-1676 (510 amino acids)
Cellular component (GO): endoplasmic reticulum membrane
Molecular function (GO): iron ion binding; sterol 12-alpha-hydroxylase activity; heme binding
Source: RefSeq, a predicted model, not a curated record
UUCCCCAGUGGCUGUAGACAAUAGUGGGAGGGCUGGUGGGCAGAUACGGAAAUCCUCCUAUAACAGGAAAGUCAGGAGUGCAGAGUCUCAGAGGAGCUGGGAAGUGUUUGUGCCAACCUCAGCCAAGCGGAGCUGUGUCCAAAAUGGCUCUGUUUUUUCCAAUCAUUUUGGCGCUGCUGGCCUCGGUUAUCGGUGGCCUCUACCUGCUGGGAAUGUUUCGUAAAAGGAGAUCCGACGAGCCUCCGUUGGACAAAGGCACAAUACCGUGGCUGGGAUACGCUCUAGAUUUCAGAAAGAGUACAUCAAAUUUUUUGCAGAAGAUGCACAAGAAACACGGAGACAUCUUCACAGUACAGAUUGCUGGUUAUUAUUUUACAUUUGUAAUGGAUCCUUUGUCUUUUGGUCCCAUUAUAAAGGAAUCCAAAACAAACUUGGAUUUUGAGGAAUUUGCUAGAGAAUUGGUGUCAAGGGUCUUUGGAUACCAGUCAGUCACUCAUGAUCACAAAAUGCUGGAAAAGUCAAGUACAAAGCAUCUGAUGGGCGAUGGUCUGGUAGUCAUGACCCAAGCUAUGAUGGAAAACCUGCAAAAUCUUAUGGUUCACAACAUCGGUAGUAGUAAAGGUGAGAGAGAAUGGCACCAGGAUGGGUUAUUUAACUACAGCUACAAUAUUGUCUUCCGUGCCGGUUACCUUGCAUUGUAUGGUAAUGAGCCAGCCAAGAACAAGGGUAAAGAGAAGGCCAAAGAGUUUGAUCGCACGCAUUCUGAUGAGUUGUUUUAUGAGUUCCGGAAGUACGACCAGUUAUUCCCCCGUCUGGCCUACUCAGUUUUACCUCCCAAAGACAAGAUUGAAGCUGAGAGGUUAAAGAGGUUGUUUUGGAACAUGUUAUCUGUAAAGAAAACCCUCCAAAAAGAAAACAUCAGUGGUUGGAUUGGUGAGCAACAUCAGCAGAGGGCAGAGCAAGGAAUGCCAGAACACAUGCAAGAUAGGUUUAUGUUUUUGCUCCUGUGGGCAUCUCAGGGUAACACAGGUCCAGCUUCAUUCUGGUUCAUUCUUUAUUUAUUGAAACAUCCUGAAGCCAUGCGAGCAGUGAGGGAAGAGGUUGAAGCAGUACUCAAGGAAACUGGUCAAGAAGUAAAGCCUGGUGGUCCCCUUAUUAACCUUACCAGAGACAUGCUGAUGAAGACACCUGUCAUGGACAGUGCAGUAGAAGAGACCCUACGGCUGACUGCUGCUCCGGUCCUUAUCAGAGCAGUUAAACAGGAUAUGAAAAUCAAAAUGGCAAGCGGGAAUGACUUUUCCAUAAGGAAAGGAGACAGGGUUGCCCUUUUCCCUUAUAUUGCUGUCCAAAUGGACCCAGAGAUUCAUCCAGAACCCGAGAAGUACAAGUACAACAGAUUCCUGAAUGAAGAUGGCACCAAAAAGACAGAUUUCUUCAAGAAUGGAAAGAAGGUGAAAUAUUACACAAUGCCUUGGGGAGCUGGGAGCACCAUAUGCCCUGGUCGUUUCUUUGCCACCAAUGAACUGAAACAAUUUGUAUUUCUGAUGCUGACCUACUUUGAGUUUGAGCUUGUUAAUCCCGAUGAGGAAAUUCCAGGUAUUGAUCCAAACCGGUGGGGUUUUGGUACCAUGCAGCCAACUCAUGAUGUCCAGUUUAGGUACAGACUCCGCUAUUAAUGAAGAGAAUCCACCUUGUGAAGAUUGAAAUGGUUGUUUACGAGAGAGGAGUCUCAUGUACAUAGUGCUGUAACAUUUAAGGGUCUCCCAGUCCUUGGCUCUCUGCCCUAUCCACUUCUCCAAGCCUACUUCGCUCUUCUUCUUUACACACAAUGUUCAAUGUAAGCCUAGUCUUCCCUAUCCACUUCUCCACUCCUACUGGCUCAUAACCUACUCUUGUUCUUCUUCCUUACACACAAUGUUCAGUAUAAGCCUAGUCUUCCAUAUCCACUUCUCUACUCCUACUGGUUCAUAACUACUCCUCCUUUUCUUCCUUACACUCAAUGUUCAGUAUAAGCCUAGUCUUCCCUAUCCACUUCUCCACUCCUACUGGUUCAUAACCUACUCUUGUUCUUCUUCCUUACACACAAUGUUCAGUGUAAGCCGUCUUCCCUAUCCACUUCUCCACUCCUACUGGUCCAUAACCUACUUCUGGUCUUCUUCCUUACACAUAAUGUUCAAUGUAAGCCUAGUCUCCCCUAGCCACUUCUCCACUCAUAUUGGUUCAUAACCUACUCUUGCUCUUCUUCCUUACACACAAUGUUCAGUGUAAGCUUAGUCUUCCAUAUCCACUUCUCUACUCCUACUGGUUCAUAACUACUCCUGCUUUUCUUCCUUACACUCAAUGUUCAGUGUAAGUUUUGUCUUCAGUAUCCACUUCUCCACUCCUACUGGUUCAUAACCUUCUCUUGCACCUCUUCAUUAUGCUUGACAUUCUGUGUUAGCAAAUUCUUCCCUAUUCUUCCCUAUCCACUUCUUCUCAAUUGCUAGUUUAUAACCUACUCUUGCUCUUCUUCCUUAGCCCAGUUAUCCCUGUCCAUUUUAGCACCCCUGAUGGUUUAUAACCUACUUUUGCUCUUCUUCCUUAUGCUCAAUGUUCUGUGUAAACAUAUACUUCCCUAACCACUUCUCCACCACUACUGGUUCAUAACCUUCUCUUGUUCUUCCAUUUUAUUUUGCUCAAUAUUCUAGUUCUAUGUUAGCCUUGGUCAUAAUGUUUCUUCUUCUGCCUUAUUUGGUUUUCUGUCUGCAUCAUCUUUGCAAGAUCUCAGCCAACCUUCCCAUUCACUUCCUAUCCAAGCGUCAAUAGCCACCUUUUAUCCCAUAGCUUUAAAUGUUAUGUCUGAAACGACAAAUUGAAUUAAAAACAUUAACAGAGUGCUAGUAAGAACAUUUUCUACAAAGAUGUGAAACUCAUCAUCGUUGAAUAAGAAAGCCAUAUAUCAGCUCAUUUUGGCCUGAUAAAGUAUUAUUUAAGCUUAAAAUAUGUUUUCUCUUAGAGUGACUUCAAUUUAAGCAAAGGAUUCUGGGAAAUGUAUUAUAUUGAAACAUUAUUUGUUGUCUGGCUUUUAAAUACAAGGGUAUUUUAUAUACAUAAUGGAAACCAUAUGAGUUAAUUAAAAAUAAUAAAAGUUUAAUUUCAUAAUAAAAGAAAUAAUUUCAUAAUAA